AAGUGUAAUAAGUCAUUCAGUGAGAAGAGUAAUCUCAAGACACAUCAGCGCAUACACAGUGGGGAGCAGCCAUUUUGCUGUGAUGUGUGUAAUAAGACAUUCGGUGUGCACAGUAGUCUGAAGAAACAUAAGCGCAUUCAUAGUGGGGAGCGGCCAUUUAUAUGUGACAUUUGUACUAAGUCAUUCCGUCAGCAAAGUAGUCUGAAGAGACAUCAGUCCAUGCAUAGUGGUGAACAGCCAUUUAGAUGUGAUGUUUGUAAUAAGUCAUUCAAUCGGCAAUGUAGUCUGAAGAGACAUCAGCCCAUACAUAGUGGUGAGCGGCCAUUUAGAUGUGAUGUGUGUAAUAAGUCAUUCAAUCAGUUGGAUCAUCUGAAGAAGCAUCAGCACAUACACAGUCGGGAUCACCCAUUUUGUUGUGACAAAUGUAAUAAGUCGUUCAGUGAGGAGAGUAAUCUGAAGACACAUCAGCGCAUACAUAGUGGGGAACGGCCAUUUUGCUGUGAUGUGUGUAAUAAGACAUUCGGUUUGCAGAGUAUUCUGAAGAAACAUAAGCUCAUUCAUAGUGGGGAACGGCCAUUUAUAUGUGACAUGUGUAAUAAGUUAUUCCGUCAGCAAAGUAGUCUGAAGAGACAUCAGCCCAUACAUAGUGGGGAGCAGCCAUUUUGCUGUGAUGUCUGUAAUAAGACAUUCGGUUUGCAGAGUAUUCUGAAGAAACAUAAGCUCAUUCAUAGUGGGGAACGGCCAUUUAUAUGUGACAUGUGUAAUAAGUUAUUCCGUCAGCAAAGUAGUCUGAAGAGACAUCAGUCUAUGCAUAGUGGUGAGCGACCAUUUAGAUGUGAUGUGUGUAAUAAGUCAUUCAGUCAGCAAAGUAAUGUGAAGAGACAUCAGCUCAUACAUAGUGGUGAA
This is a messenger RNA of Cryptotermes secundus, 906 nucleotides long. Its product is annotated as zinc finger protein 271-like. The record is from RefSeq and is a predicted model, not a curated record. Gene Ontology annotation, cellular component: nucleus. The annotation marks the transcript as partial. The transcript has a single exon. Lineage: Eukaryota; Metazoa; Arthropoda; Insecta; Blattodea; Kalotermitidae.